GCUGCUGCCCCUCUCUCUCUCUCUCUCUCUCUCCUUUUCUUUCUAUUCCCUCCCUCCGACGAUAAAGAACCACCCUGCAAAAUUAUGCUCGCGUGAUACCAGUUGGUGAUUUCUCCCCUGGCUUCACUGUUGAUGCAUGCUCCCUCUUUAGGUCUUGGGAAUCUUUCGGUAACGGUUCGUGUCGAUCGGCGUAGCUGCAGGUGCCGGAACUCAUCUUCUUCAUGGGCAAGAAGAGCAGCGGUGGCGGCUCUUGGCUCACGGCCGUCAAACGCGCAUUUCGAUCUCCGACUAAGGAUUCCGAUAAGAAGAGCUCCAGGCAACGUGAAGCCCCUAACCAAGACGACCACGAAGACAAGGAGGGAAAAGGGGCGAUGGAUCUUCGGCAAGCCGUACUCGACGCAAGAGCAGCAACAGCAGGUGAGUUCCGCGGUCGUGGUGCCGGCGGUCUCAACGGAGCAGAGGCACGCCAUCGCGCUGGCCGUCGCUUCGGCGGCGACGGCGGAGGCGGCAGUGGCGACGGCGAAGGCAGCCGCGGAGGUGGUGCGGCUCACCAGGCCUUCCUCUAGCUUCGUGAAGGAGCAUUGCGCGGCAGUCGUCAUCCAAACCGCCUUUCGAGGAUACUUGGCGAGGAGGGCGCUGCGGGCGUUGAAGGGGCUGGUGAAGCUGCAAGCGCUAGUGAGGGGCCACAACGUGCGCAAGCAAGCAAACAUUACGCUGCGCUGCAUGCAAGCACUGGUAAGGGUCCAGGCAAGGGUGCGCGAUCAGCGGAUGCGGCUGGCUCAGGAAUUGUCCUCCUCCUUCAGCUGCGACACUUCUCUUUGCGACUCCAAGUAUCUGCACCUAGCAGAUAGGACGUCCAUGAAUUCGAGAGAGGGGAGUAGCUUCACUGAAGAUUGGGACGAUCGCCCGAGAACGAUGGAAGAAAUCCAAGCGAUGCUUCGGUUCCAAAGGGAUGCGGCGUUCAAGCGAGAAAGGGCGCUGUCAUACGCCUUCUCGCAUCAGCUUCGGAGAUCAGACCGGAACCUAUACACCUCACUGGAGGAUGACUUCGAUGGCGAGGCGGCUUCGGCGGGAGAGUAUGGGCCUGUCCGGUGGAUGGACCGCUGGAUGGCGUCAAGGUCCUCCUUUGACAACAGACCAAGUAGCAGGCGCCCUUCCGCAGAAUACCGUGAUCCAAUCAAGACGUUGGAGAUCGACACCGCUCGCCCUUUCUCCUACGCCGUCUCCCCUAGUCCUCGCCGUCAGACGCCGGCCUGGCACCCAUCUCCCCCCCUCCACCGAUCCCCCGCCACGCCAUCACCCUCCAAAGUGCGCCCUUUGCAGGUCCGCUCGGAGAGUCCCCGCGCCGGUCGCGAGGAGCGGAGCUUCUCCACCGCUCAUACCCCCCGGCGGCAUCAGCAUUCCGUGGCGGUGCCGAACUACAUGGUGGCGACGGAGUCUGCCAAGGCGCGAGUGCGGUCGCUGAGCGCCCCAAGGCAGCGUCCAGGGACGCCGGAGAGGUGCGUCGGUGUCGCUGCCAAGAAGCGACUGUCCUUCCCGGCGCCGGACCCAUACGGGUGCCCGCAGAGCCUGCGGAGCCCGAGCUUCGAGAGCGUUGCGGGUUGGUUCUCCGGGGAGCAGCGAUCCAACGCGUCGCCCUCCUGCAACGACAGCGUCGGAGGCGAAGCGUCGCCGUCGUCGACUGCGGACCUCCGGCGGUGGUUCCGGUAAGCGGGGCACCGUGCUCUGCUUAUGCGGUACCGUACUUCACUGUAGCUUUUUCUUGCUUUUUCGCUUUGGUGGGCUCAAUCAACCUGUCGUGCACUGGCCAGUGGGGUGGGAUUGAGGCGCGCGAAAGCUUUCAUUUUGAUAAGUUGGCGGUGGUGGUGAUGAUGCAGGCAAGGCCAUGUGUGGGACUCUGCUCUAGUCUACUGCGGAGCUCAAAAAGAAGUGCAGGUUAUUGGUUUGCCAGCCUUCGCCUUUGAUGGGAAAUCAUGAGACGUGGCGUCACAUCCAGCUCUGCGCUGGGGUUGCGCAGUUAACGGAGAAACGAAGAGAAGGGUUUAGUAAGGUUUAGGUUUAGGACCCUAAACCCUAGAACCCUAACGAGAAGGGCGAGGAGGUUUCUGAUUAAUCUUGUCUAAAAGUUCUUACUAGCGGUAAUAAUUAGGCAUCGUUCGAAAACGUUCCCAAUCUAAAUUUCUUUUGAAUAAA
This is a messenger RNA of Zingiber officinale, 2193 nucleotides long. Its product is annotated as protein IQ-DOMAIN 17-like. Gene Ontology annotation, molecular function: protein binding. Bases 133 to 1710 code for a protein of 525 amino acids. The record is from RefSeq and is a predicted model, not a curated record. The transcript has 5 exons. Lineage: Eukaryota; Viridiplantae; Streptophyta; Magnoliopsida; Zingiberales; Zingiberaceae.